Messenger RNA from Alosa alosa (allis shad), 1843 nucleotides. Its product is annotated as leukocyte elastase inhibitor-like. Gene Ontology annotation, molecular function: serine-type endopeptidase inhibitor activity. Lineage: Eukaryota; Metazoa; Chordata; Actinopteri; Clupeiformes; Clupeidae. The transcript has 8 exons. The record is from RefSeq and is a predicted model, not a curated record. Gene Ontology annotation, biological process: negative regulation of endopeptidase activity. The coding region runs from base 162 to 1427 and encodes 421 amino acids.
AGCUGCGCAACAGCAGCAGGGCGUGUCAAGUGUAGGCUAGUAUAAACUCCAGGCUGAGGAUAAUGACAGUCCAGUCUCAGGUCCAGUCCGGUAAAGAGAAGCCACAUUCUAGUAGGCCUACCUAAAUUAACGUGCACAACACACCGACUCUAAGUCCCACCAUGGAAUCAUUGGCAUCUGCAAAUGCGCAUUUCUCCCUUGAUCUUUUCAAGAAGAUCUCAGAGAUCAACAAGACGGGCAAUGUGUUCUACUCUCCUCUGAGCAUCUCUUCAGCCCUGGCCAUGGUCUGCCUUGGAGCCAGGGGCAACACUGAGGCCCAAAUGCACAAGGUGCUGAGUUUUGUCCUGCCACUGAAGCCGCUGCAGGGCAAAAAAAAUAUUUGUACAAAAGGUCAAGACCAAGUCCAGCAACAAGUCCAGGUGCACCAGCUGCCUGCUGCAGUGAUGAAGUCCCUGAACCUUCACAAAGCUGAGUGUGACGUCCAUGUUGGCUUCAGUAAGCUCUUUGCUGAACUAAACCAAGAGGGCGCCCCCUACGCCCUGAGUCUGGCCAAUCGCCUCUACGGAGAGCAGUCCUACCAGUUUGUUGAGAAAUACCUUGCUGACACAAAGACACACUACCUUGCUGAGCUGGAGGCUGUUGACUUCCGUACAAAUGCAGAGGCAGCUCGAGUGAACAUCAACAAAUGGGUGGAGGAAAAGACUCAGGACAAAAUCAAGGACCUCUUGGCCCAAGGAGUUUUGGACGAGGAUACCAGACUGGUGCUAGUAAAUGCAAUCUACUUCAAAGGCAACUGGGACAAGCAGUUCAACAGUGCUCAAACAAAAGAAGUUCAGUUUAAGCUCAAUAAGAAUGAAAGCAAGCCUGUUCAAAUGAUGCAUCAGAAGGCCAAGUUCCCCUUCACCUACAUUCCUGACGCAAAGUGCCAGAUUCUGGAGCUGCCCUACGUGGGCAACGAUCUGAGCAUGCUCAUUAUGCUGCCUAAUGAGAUGGAGGACACCACCACUGGACUAGAGAAGCUGGAGCAGAUGCUCACAUAUGAGAACUUUGUGGAGUGGACCAAGCCAGACAUGAUGGACACUGUUGAGGUGGUGGUGGGUCUCCCCAAGUUCAAGCUGGAGGAGGAAUACGACCUCAAGGAGAUCCUGGUGAGCAUGGGAAUGACGGACGCCUUCAACAACGACAAGUGCGACUUCUCCGGCAUGUCUCCCUGCGACGACCUUGUUCUGUCCAAGGUCGUGCACAAGUCCUUUGUGGAGGUGAAUGAGGAGGGCACUGAGGCGGCGGCCGCCACGGCUGCCAUCAUGAUGAUGCGCUGCGCCAUGCUGCCCCCCGAGAGGUUCAUGGCGGACCACCCCUUCCUCUUCUUCAUCCGACACAACCCCACCCAGAGCGUCCUCUUCUACGGCCGCUACAGCUCCCCUUAAGCUGAGGACAAUCUUCGUAUCUCGGCCAAAGACCAGACAUCGGAUGUAUUCUUCAGAACCUGUGUCAGGAGGACACAUUGUCUACAUAGGUGGUUAGAAAAUGGACUUUAAGAGCCUGACUGCACAGCACUGAGGAAGGUGUAUGUGGCAACAUUAGGAAAAUGAAAUUAAAUGAAAGAUGUUAUGUACUGUAGGAACCACUGAGUGAUACAGAAUUUGGUGAAGAUAUAUCCUUUGUCUUGCUGCGUAUAACCAAAGCCUUACCGCAAGCCUUACUUGCUUCUCCCUGGAAAGAUGUGUGAUGCAGAGUGUUUUAACUGAUGAAGCAUUUAACUGAUGAAGGACGAUGAUUAACUGUUGAAGGACGAUGCAACUUGACCACCUUUUUUCAGCUGAAUAAAUAAUGCACUAAAUUU